Messenger RNA from Symbiodinium sp. CCMP2592, 1464 nucleotides. The record is from the annotation of a GenBank genome assembly. NCBI's taxonomy places the organism in Eukaryota, Dinophyceae, Suessiales, Symbiodiniaceae.
AUGUGUGUGUGUGUGUGGAAACGAUAUAAACCCACAUGCUGGCAGGCCCUCCUUAUCGUGGAUUCUUCCGGCGAUGAGGAUGAGCCCCCGGUGGAGGAGAUACAGGAUUCGGAGCCGGAGCCGGAGAAGUGGCCUGAGCCAGAGAAGCUCCCCGAUGAUGCCUUUGUGAACUUGAAGGAUCGCGAGCGGCUCCUUCCUGAGGGGAGCUACAUGAAAUUGGAUGAACAUGCCGUGGACGACCUUCUGGGUGACGAGCCCUUAGACCUGGGUGACCUCCGUGCUGAGCAGUGGAAUCUUCGUGCUGUUUCGAAGCAGGACAAAGCCAUCGCUGUGCUCAAACGGGCAGCCAAAAAAACGAAGGCAGUUCAUGCGCACGAGGCGAAAAAGCACGCCAAGGCCGGGAACCAUGCCGAUGCCGAGCAGGACGAUGGAAUGGCUCAGGAUUCUGAUGCUCAGGACGAUGGAAUGGCUCAGGAGUGUGCUCAGGACGAUGGAAUGGCUCAGGAGUGUGCUCAGGACGAUGGAAUGGCUCAGGAGUGUGCUCAGAACGAUGGAGUGGCUCAGGGGUGUGCUCAGGACGAUGGAGUGGCUCAGGGGUGUGCUCAGGACGAUGUGGCUAAGGACGAUGGAGUGGCUCAGGCCUCUCAGGACGAUGGAGUGGCUCAGGACGAUCAGGUGGAUGAUCCAGUGUCGCAUGGCAUCCGUCGGGCUUCUGAGCUGGAGAAGGCUUGCUUGCUGGAUCCCAUGGCCCAUCAGGUGGCUGUCCCCGACACCCCACUGAAAACCCCUGACCGUGUGCCCGAUGAUGAGUUGACACCAAGCACACGCAAGGUUCUCCGCAACACAUCCUCAUACAAGGCUGUUUCGUCCCCUGUGCCGUUCUUGAGUGACAUGGCCAUGAACGACAUGCUUGUGGGCGGCAUGCACCAGGAUGUGGACAUGGGUACCGGUGCAGCAUCCGCUGCAGAAGGGCAGAUGGUGCUGCCCAGGGUUCUCUUCGCUGAGCAGUCAGCUGGGUCUACUGAUGAGGUUGUACCUGCUGAGGUGGAUCCGGAGCUGCUGCACGACAACCCAUACUCCCGUGAGGCAGCGAAGCGGGCGAAGGAACCCAGCACUGCUGCGAUCCCGACGCCCCAGAAGCCUGAUUCCAAGAAGGCUAGGUUGGAGGAGCAGCGGCGAAUUCGCCACGAGAGGGCCCAGGAGUCGUGGGACAAUGUUGUGUUUCCUCUCCGGGACGAUGUCCCGGAUGCAAUGCCGUCAAGUGUGGAUCGGAACGGACAGCUGAGCUACACGAUCUCCCGGCCAGCGGAUGUGCCCUUCAUGCCCGAGAUGCCUAAGGACGGCCCGAAAGGUAUUCAAGUCAUUCUCAAUGCUCGGACAUUCUAUGUCAGCCUCUCCGUCUUUCAUGAUGAGUUUGAGAUCGAAGCUUCUUUGUCCGCACGCCAGCUAGAUCUGCAGGUGUGA